AUGUAUGUGAAAUGGUUUGAUAUAGUAAUGUUUUACUAUGUGAUUUUAGUGUAUUUAGUGAAUGUCACUUUUUGUCAUUUUCAAAUUUCCCGCCGUUCUGUCCCCCCAUACGUCCUGACUUCGCAGGGAAUGGAACCCAGAUGACAGAUGCCGGCAUCCGCCAGAUUACAUUGCCGGGGCCACUGCAUGAGGGACAUCGCGGGAGCGCAGGACAAGUUAAGUGAAGAACAGUUGCCGGAGCAGCGCCGCAUGGUAAGCCCGAGUGUAGCUCGGGGUUACCGCUUUUGCUACACUCGGGAAUACCGUCAGGGAGGUUAAG
Molecule: messenger RNA, 319 nt
Organism: Staurois parvus
Lineage: Eukaryota; Metazoa; Chordata; Amphibia; Anura; Ranidae
Source: the annotation of a GenBank genome assembly